Molecule: messenger RNA, 435 nt
Organism: Acaulospora colombiana
Lineage: Eukaryota; Fungi; Glomeromycota; Glomeromycetes; Diversisporales; Acaulosporaceae
Source: the annotation of a GenBank genome assembly
AUGUAUGUUAGCAUGGUGUCAAGAACGGUCAAGAAUGGAGCAGCCAGCGGAGCUCUUGAGAUUGCCAGUUCGUCUUUGGAGUAUCCACUCCCGAACCCGAGGAUCAAGAAGACGGUGAUGAAAGCGACUAGGAUGGUGUACGAUGCUAUUCUUCUAGCUGGUUGCCUGCGGGCACUAUCUAUUGCAUACUGGGCAUCUGCUAGGGAAGGAAUCGAAGAAGAGCGUGCUCGGGUUGCCAUCCCUCAAGGGGUUAAGAUGUACUUCAGGGACACAAAAAGCAGAUCGACGAAAAUAAUGAUGAAGAAACUGACAACCAAACUCCCCCCAAAGAUGAUCGAGUGGUACUUCCAUGCGUUGUCGGCAGUCAUUUUGAUCUUCUCCAAGGCGAUAGCCCAUGGCAGGACCCAAAGCAAGUUUGAGCCCAAGCUCUGGUAG